UCAACCAAUCACAGCUUGACAAGUCCUAAAUACGGAAGUUUGUGCAGACAUAUGAUUGGUCAAACAAGAAUGUGUGUGUGGUUACCCCGGAAGUCGGAAUCUAAUAUGACAAAAAUAUAUUUGAUCAUCCUGUAUUAAUUUAGCAGUAAUUAAGUCAAAAGGAAUAAAAUAGACACGCUUUCUCCGCAGCAAAGCCGUUCAGAAGGAACGUUUUAUAACAAUAUUCGUAGUUUUUGUCAAAAGAGGAACUUUGGUAAGGAUAUAAAAGCGUCUAUCAAUAUAAUACAAAAAAGAAUAAAACAACAUAGAUCUAAAAUCAAACAAAGAAAAGUUAAACUAACAUCCAACAUAUAAAGUGAACUCUCAAAGAUAACUAAAAUAAGUAUAUCAGCAGACCAAAUGUUAAAAAUGUAUAUUUUAACUAUCUUACAGUGAUAAGAUUAGAACCAUAGUUUAUCGAUCAGAUAGCUAAACCCAGAGCCAUAUAAUAGAUUCUCUCUAUAUGGCGCUGGCUAAACCUAAUUUAAAAAAUAAAUAGAACAUUCAAAAUAGACCAAUUUAAGUUAAGUUUAGUUUCAGAAAUUAUUGUGUGUUGGAAUUAUGAAUGUUGGUUAAUGUGUAGGCCUAUGUAGGCUACCAUAGGUAUGUACAUAUACAUUCGAAAGUGGGUAGACGGAUUUUAGAGGGGACAGUGAACGCACCUGAGGCUGGUCAGACUGGCCAGGUGAGUUUCCACGCGGUGAUCUGGGAUCAGUUUUCCCCCACGCUAAUUAACCCGGGUUAGCCCGGAGCUCAUUGAUUUCUGAUCUGAGAUCAGUGUGAGAGUGUUGGCGAACAAAGGAGGGGGCAGUAGUACCUGUUUCACUGAGAGAAAUACACAAGGAGUUAUCGCAAGCGAGCUGUUCCAGGUCCAGAUGUCUGCAGGAGGAGUCGGUUCUGUGUCCAGGUUCGACCGGCUGCGGGACAUCCCACACUAUGACCAGGUCCCUGUGGGCUCAUUAUGGCAUGACCUGGAUCUUCCACCCCCCCCGGCACCCUUGCAUGGAACAGUACCAGCAGUGAGCUUAGACCCACUUCCCCCUCCCCCGCUACCUGAACAGCCAGCUGUUGGGCUAGAAUCUUUCCCCCCCCCUUACCAUGAUGAGCCAAUGGAGGAUGACUGUGAUGCCAUGGAUAUGAAGCCGGUUCGCCGCUUCGUUCCUGACUCGGUCAAGAAUUUCUUCCGUGGCAACAGCGGGAAUGGUGACGGCAUGGGUUGGGUCCUACCCCCUCCUUCACAACAUCUACCUGCUUCUUAUUCCCCUGCCCCCUCUUCUAGUAAGAGCGCCAACUGCCGCACCACAGCAGGAGUCCCCUGUUCACCUCCCAACUCCCCCCCUCCAUCUCCUUAUCUUCAAGGGUCAUAUCGGGACCCCUACGGCGGCUCUGGGGGAAGCUACACCUCUCAGAAGGAGAGAGACGGGCUGCUGCUUGGUGCUGAAGCUCUUGACUCUGCGUCUGCGGUGCCUACCAAUCUUUCGGCUCUGACCUACCUGGAGCGGGUGGAGGAGUACCACCAGCGCUACGCCUACAUGAAGUCCUGGGCUGGCCUGCUGAGGAUCCUGGGCUGUGUGGAGCUGCUGCUGGGAGCUGCUGUGUUUGCCUGCGUCUGUGCUUAUGUUCAUAAGGACAACGAGUGGUUCAAUAUGUAUGGAUACUCCCAGCCACAGAUGUUUGGGGGGCUGGGUGGAGGUGCCAGUGCUUAUGGACAUGGUGAUGGUUACUACACAGGCCCCAAAACACCUUUUGUCCUAGUGGUGGCUGGUCUAGCGUGGAUAGUGACUGUUAUUUUGCUCGUUCUUGGGAUGACAAUAUACUACAGAGCCAUACUUCUUGACUCUUCUUGGUGGCCAGUCACAGAGUGUUCCAUCAACCUUGUGUUGGGGGUGCUCUACUUAGCAGCAGGGAUAGUGUAUGUGAGGGACACCACUCGAGGGGGGCUGUGCAACAUGCCAGUCUUCAAUAAUGGAGUUAAUGGGGCAUUUUGUCGCACUGAAGCCGGCCAAACAGCAGCCAUGGUCUUCCUCUUCCUCACCAUGGCACUCUACUUCAUUGGUGCUGGAGUGUGUCUAAAGCUGUGGAGACAUGAGGCAGCCAGGAUGAAGAAGGAAGGUCUCGCACACGAGAUGAAAACCAUUGGAUCAUCAGUCCCUCUCUCCAUACUGGGUCCAGCCUCCAGAGCCUCGGAGCAGACCCCGUUGCCCACCCUCCAGCCUGACAUCAUGGACAACUCUUCAGCUGCUCCUCUGAUGGCACUGGAGCCAGAGUUCCUCAGAGGUCACAUUCCAGCUGGACACAUCCCCAAACCUGUCAUCAUAGCCGACUAUGUUGCGAAGUACCCCGCUAUCCGCUCAGAGGAGGAGAGGGACCAGUACAAGGCUGUGUUCAACGACCAGUACGCCGAGUACAAGGAGCUGCAUGCUGAGGUGCAGGCCAUGGCCAGGAGGUUUGGAGAGAUGGACGAGAUGAUGCACAAUCUCCCCUCCAGGCCUUCCAGCCAAAUGGAGAAGGAGCGGAUCAGUAACAUUGUAAUGGAGUAUCAGAAAAAGAAAGCUGAUCCAACAUAUUUGGAAAAAAGAGAGAGGUGUGAGUACUUGAAGAAAAAGCUCUCUCAUAUCAAACAAAAGAUUCAGGAGUAUAACAAGGUCAUGGACUGGAGCGAUAGCAACUAAACACUGAAGUCAUGAAGACAACGUGCUCUGUUGCACAAAACUGAGGGGACUGAGGUGGGAACGGUGUCUGGACAUGGUGAAAAAUCCCUCAUUGUGCCCACACCUUCUUAUCCACGAGCCAUUAUCACAUUAGAACAGGUGGACCUACAGUCAAUGUCUUUUAGAAAGAGUUGUGUACUGCAAUGAAAAGCCUCACAAAAAGUGAGACAUUCAGUAUUCAGAGAGCUGUGAUGGACCAGGUGUAACCUACAGUAUAUACCUGAUAUUAUAUUUACCUACACAGCAACCCAGAUGCAGAUCACGUUUUUUAAUGAAGAUUCAUGGAAAUAUGCUUUGUUGUGCCAUUUUGGGGAAUCAGCUAUAGCCUCUUUAAAGAAAACCACCAAAGCCUCUUUCUUAAUGUUGUUAAUGUUGAUAUACACAGUUCAUUGUUUGGGCCAUAACUCAAGAAUUAAAUUAAGUAGUAUAAAAUGGGACGAAUGUAAUCUGUUAAAUUACUGGUUGGCGGAGGAAUACAAUCGCAAGCUGGUGAUCAUAGCCAAAUGUGCAAAGAAUUAUCCGAGUGUGGGUAAGAGGAAAAUCAAGCACGUUUUGGGGUCUUACAAUGGCAUAGACACUCUGUAGAUAAAUCUCAUGGGGAAGUUGAUUGUUAAUGCUGACUCAAUGAUUGUAUAAGUCGUAGUAGCAGCAGUUUUUUGUUCAACUGAUUAGUUUUGAUCACAUAGGAUAGGAUUCUUUAUGAACUACAUGUGUGACACUGCAGAGGGUUAAGCUGCUUGCCAUUAUGGUCUGUGUAUUAUGUUACUGCUUUUAUAUUGCAUUCAUUCUGUCCAUUAUUCUUCUCUCAAACGGUUAGGCCCAAUGUAAACUUUGACUAAAAGUUUGAAUGUAUGAAUGGUCUCUCGUACAGUAACUGUUACCAAAAUCACCAUUUUGAACAUAACAGAUGUAUUUUUUUAUCGUUUUAAUCAUAACUUGGUAAACUUUUUGUACAUUUAUAUGUUCGAUUGAUCUGCAUAUGUGAUUGUUUUGUACCAUAUAUUAAGUCCUACUGCUUUAUGCCAAUGAAGUACCUUUAAACAGUGUGUAUAUCUUCUCUUUUUUUUCAGUGCAAACUUCUGCAAAAUCUGUCAUUCAAUGUUUAAGUAGUGGCAGAAGCCAUGAAUAGGGAGCGCCAAAAAGGGGUACAAUAAGAGCAUUGUUAUAUUUUCAUAAAUUGUGUUUUCAUGUAUUGCUA
Gymnodraco acuticeps is the source of this 3948-nucleotide messenger RNA. It is a transcript of the gene marveld2b, whose product is annotated as MARVEL domain containing 2b. Gene Ontology annotation, biological process: bicellular tight junction assembly. Gene Ontology annotation, cellular component: apical plasma membrane; bicellular tight junction; cytoplasmic vesicle. Bases 915 to 2711 code for a protein of 598 amino acids. The transcript has 7 exons. NCBI's taxonomy places the organism in Eukaryota, Metazoa, Chordata, Actinopteri, Perciformes, Bathydraconidae. The record is from RefSeq and is a predicted model, not a curated record.